UCUUCAAAAAAAUGUUGAGGCGUAAUUAUACAUUGAUUUAGUAUAUUGUUUAGAAUAGGUAACACAAGAUUUCAUAACGGACAGUAUUCGUCGAUGAGUUGCCAUGUUUCAAUAUACCUUACCAGUACGGACAAUGAUAAACGCUAAAACCAUGAGCAUUUAUAUUUUGCUUUCACUUUUUCAACAUGCGAAUUCAAAUAUUAAUCGCUGCACCGAAUCAUCAUGUGAUGUGGAUAUCUGUUGUUCGGGUAUUUAUGUAGCUUCGUGUUGCCCGCAAGAGUCGAGUGAAGUAACAAAAGCGGCUAGAGGAGUUUUUAAAACUGUGAGAGACAUUUUAGCAGGUAACCGAGCUCGUGAAUACGAGCGGAAAAUAGUAUUCACAAUUCUUGCAGCAUUUCUUGCUGCUCUAUUUGGAAUAUUUGUUACAAUUUUAUGGGAAUGUUGGAGAUGGAUAGGAAGAGAUAUUGCAAACCACGUUGAUAUUAAUGAGGACGUGAAGAACAGACACAAUUUCGAUGAAGUCGAAAAUAUUGAAGAAAUAAACAAUUUAAUUGCAGCAGAUUUCCCACCAGACUGGAUCAACAUACCAUUUGGCACCGGGUACAACAAAAGACAAAUUGUUCAUGGACAUCAAGAGUAUGAUGACGUGUUAGCAGCAUUUCAACAAAAUGGACUACCGCAUUGCAGAGUAUUAAAGAUUGAAAAAAUACAAAAUCCAAUGAUUUUCAACCAAUUCGAAAACAGAAAGAGUUACGUGAUGGAAAAAUACAACGGCGAAGAAGUUACAGAAUUCCUUUUUCAUGGAACCAAAAGCCAUCACGUUGAAAGCAUUUGUUCAUCGGGAUUUGUCGUGAAUUUUGCAGGAGAUAAUGGACAUGCGUUUGGCAAAGGAAUUUACUUUGCACGGCAAUCAUCCUAUUCAUUGCACUACACCGGUAAUAGCAGAGAACGAUCGAUGUUUUGUGCAGAGGUUAUAGUUGGAAAAUACACCAAAGGAAGCAAAAAUUUACGCGAAGAACCUGUUGAAGGAAACUUGCGUUAUGACAGCGUUGUUGAUAACAUGAAUGACCCUAAUAUAUUUGUUGUUUUUCGUGAAGCUAGUUCGUAUCCAACUUAUUUAAUCACGUUUUUAUCGUAAGGUUGGAUGAUCAUUGUUUGGCACUACUUUAGCGUGAGGUCUACCGCCAUAUGCAGUUCACCCAGGUGCCACAUGAAACAAUACAGCAAUAGGCCUCCCGCUGAAGUCCUGACGGGAGGUAUAUCUCACGCUGAAAUACUGUUUUUGCCUCUAUUUUUAAUCUCGAUAAUAACAUUCUAUGAAUUAAAGUUUUGAUGUAGGUUUAAUCGUUUUAAAUAAUAUACCAAUUUUUAUUUUUCAAUUGUUACAAUAACGUAAUAAUAUUACUCGCUAAAGUGCGGUAGACCUCUCGCUUAAGUGGCAGCCACUGCUUUUACUUCUAUUUGAAAUCUUGAUUAUAACAUUUUAGGUAAUAUUGUAUUUCAU
This is a messenger RNA of Styela clava, 1504 nucleotides long. RefSeq names its product protein mono-ADP-ribosyltransferase PARP12-like. Gene Ontology annotation, molecular function: NAD+ poly-ADP-ribosyltransferase activity. Lineage: Eukaryota; Metazoa; Chordata; Ascidiacea; Stolidobranchia; Styelidae. Gene Ontology annotation, cellular component: nucleus. The record is from RefSeq and is a predicted model, not a curated record.